Molecule: messenger RNA, 6350 nt
Organism: Oxyura jamaicensis (ruddy duck)
Lineage: Eukaryota; Metazoa; Chordata; Aves; Anseriformes; Anatidae
Gene: MPHOSPH9
Product: M-phase phosphoprotein 9
Exons: 23
Coding region: 1370-4897 (1175 amino acids)
Cellular component (GO): centriole
Source: RefSeq, a predicted model, not a curated record
CUCUCCGGGUGUCUCUGCCGCCUCAUAACCUUCAGCUCUUCAGGAUUCUGCCCCGUUAUGAAAAUAAUAAAGCUUUUUUUCUUCCCCCCUCGCUUUAUCCCCAAAGUCUCUGUCAGACGGGUGUGUGUCUCUGGGCAGCUUCCUUCCAGUUUGCCCCUUCUCAGCCAUACCCUAGGGAAUAGCCACCUGGAGAACACGCUGAAGCCCCUGGUUCCAGGGAAACAGGGAGAAAGCGGCGGUUAUCCAUCGGUUUAAUUCGGGUGGAAAUGGGUUUUGAUACUUCAAAACUAUCUCUGUGAGAUACGGCUCCAGAUAGCUAAAAAUAACUAAAGUUUAAACCUGCGUGUCCUUGUGAGCCCUGUGAGGAAUGGUCACGCGUUGGAGGUGCUGGGCUGCCGCGAGGCAAUGGGGAUUUAUCCCUGGUGCUGUCACAGACCGCCACGAUGACAUUUACUUCUUAAUGCCUCUUCUUGUUCUCCAUCUGCAAGAUGAUCAUAAGGUUUUUCUGCAGUGGCAGAGCUUAGGGCGAAUUUGCUAGGGCAUAGAAGAUGCUGAAAUAAGCACUGAAGGAAAAGGGAAUGACCGGUGUAUUUCAAAGCCUUUUUCUCGAUGGCAGUACAGGAACUGGAAGCAUGCUUUUAUGCUGCAGUUCUUGUAAACUGCUGCUUUGGGUGCUGUAAGUCCAUCACUCAAGUAUUUUGUAUGCAUGUAUUUUAUUUAUGGUGUUUUUAACUGUGAUUCCUGCUUGACUUCUUUUUUACCAAUUAACAAUGAAGAGAAUUCUCUCAAACCAGUUCUAACACAUUUUUGAAUCGAUGUUUUACGCUAAUAAUAAAACAAGUGUUCAAAUAACUGUGUGGUAGAGCUGGUCAGCUGCAGCCUAGCUCAGUAGUUCUUGAUUUUGUUUCUGAGGAGUGUGUUCGGCGCAGUGAAGGCACAGAGCCCCCUUCCGCAGAGGUAAACGCAUUGACAACAGGCCCAUUCUUUAGUUGUGCUUCCCACAAGUAUCAAAAAUGGACUGUGGAGGCCCAUAUUUUAAACAAAUAAACAAACCCCACGAUUCUGCUGUACUGGGCUUCAGAGACCCCCUUAAAUCCCAGCCUCGAUGUGUGAUGGGGAUUUCUUUUUGAGACAGAGGAGCCGGGGCAAGUACAAUGCUGAGCAACUAGCAGCUAUUUGCAGGCAUAGCGCAGGGCAGGAGGAGACUGGUUUGAAAUGCCAGCGUUUCCUGGGGUGGUUUGGCAGAAAAAAAUGCUGCUUUAAUCAAAUUCUGUUUCUUCAAACAACAAAGCACAAUGCCUUUUUGAAAUAGGAGGGUGAUACUUACUUCUUUAUGCUUGCAGGGUCACUUCAUGCUGGGACAUAAGAUAUGGAAAACCAUGACUUGGUGAAUGCUGUGCAAGAAGUCCCUUCAGCGUCUGUGGACUCUGAUGUCAGAAAUACCCACAGCUCUGUUUGCAAUUUGAAUUGUAACAGACGUCCGUUGUCCAAUCCCAAUGGAGUUUCUGGUUACUCAGGGAAUAGCAGAUCCUCAUUAAUACCUGGAUCCAUUGAGCUGCUUUCCUCCUUCGUGCGAGAUAUCCAGAACGUUGGAAAUGCUGACUCAGAAAUUGUGAAGAACUGUGAGACAAGGUGGCUGCAGUUAUUGAGACUGGUAGAAAAGCAAUGCCAGGAACAAAUAGUUGCCCAGCAAGAACAGUUCCACCAUCAAAUCCAACUGAUUCAGGAUGAAAUAAGGCAGUUAGUGAAACUGCAGAUCAGCAACUGGGGUGUUGGCAAGAGCAGAAGUUUGCCUGUGAAGGUUACAGACACUUUUUCGUCAAUAGGAAGUCAAAUGGGGAUGCAAUCUGAAGUCUCUGAAGAAAAUGAAUGCAUUGUCAAUCAGCUUAGAUCUAACGAAUCAGAAACUCAGCCAAAUGCAUCUGAUCUGUAUCAGGAAUGUUUUGCAAAUGAUGCUUCGAUGAACAGUGGGUAUGGCACCCUUUCUGCCUCCGAACUGAAUGCUAGCAAAUCUAAUGACGUUACCACGUGCACAGACUGCACGGAGAAAACUUCUCAAGGACAGGGUGAUGCAGCAGUAUUGCAGAGCAAUGCAGCUGUAGCCAGUGUUCAAAAUACAAGAGAACUUUUACCAAAAAAAAUAGAGGAAAACUGCUCAUCAGGAAGGAGUGAUAUUUUAGGUUUUCCUGUUGAAUGUGAACAUACGGUAAAUGAAGCGCAAUGUGGGAAAAAAAACAGUAAGUCUUUAACAUCAUGGGCACAAAAAUUGAGACAAAACCAACCCAAAAGAAUAAAUGCAGAAGAAGUACAAGUAACCUCUAUGCAAGGAAAUGAGCAAGCAAAGAAAUUGCCACUGGAGAAUACAACCUCUACUGAUGCUGUUUUGCCACCUUACACUUUUUACCUCAAUCAACCAACUGAAAGCCCAAAUUCCUUAGUGUCCGAAGCUUCAGGACUUUCGUAUUGGAAACUAGAUGAAAAGGACAUGUAUCACUCUUUACCAGAGAACCUCAGAAGUGAGUUCACUGAUGUUUUCUCCACAAAAAUAUCACCAGAUUCACCAGAUCAGUCGUCUUCUGCUGAUGAAAUGAAGCUAUCGUCGUUGAAGGAUAUUUAUCAUAAAAGGCAGAGGGAAAACAAGCAGCUGCCAGACAUGAAUUUUAUGCCUUCUUCUCAGUCAAGUCACCCACCAGAGAUCCUGACGUUGGACCCAACCCUGCAUAUGAAACCCAGUCAGCAGAAUCUAGGCCAUUGUUUUUUCAACAUUCCUGAAGAGGCUACUCCUUUUUCUCCAGAUUCUAUGGCAGAACCUGGAUUUUCAAGUCAUUGUGAUACAGACUCUUUUUCACGGACAAGCAAUUCAUCUCAGUGUGAUGAUUCUCCAAAAUGCCCUGCUGGUAGCAGAGCCGUGCAUUUGGACUUCUGGAAAAAUCAUACAAUUCCAAAUGAAAACAAGGCCAGCUGUCCUUUUCCAAUGGCAUAUACUGAUGCUAAUAGUGAUAUUUUACUCAACACUGAGGAGGAAGAAACAUUAACUCUAACUCCAUCUUCUAUUAGUCAGUGUGCUGACAAGAGUUUACCAGAAUACAAUCUUUCAGUGGCAUCUGUUGAAGAUCCUGUGAUAAUGUCAAAGAUUAGGCAGAACUUGAGGGAAAAACAUGCUCGACACAUAGCUGAUCUACGGGCUUACUAUGAUGCUGAGAUACACAGCUUAAAACAGCAGCUAGAGGCAAGCCAUAAAGCUGCUUCUUCUGAAGAUUUGAAGAAAAUCAAUCAAAAUCUUGCUGACAGGUGUGACCAAUUAGAUGCAGCUCUGAACGAAGCCAGCGCUCGCAUAAAAGCCCUUGAAAAUAAGAAUAAUAUGCUAGAAAAGCAAGUGACAGAUUGGAGAGAACGCUUUUAUGCUGUUAGUAAUACUUCCAAAGUUUUACAGGAACGUAUUGAAGAAAUGCGCACAAAUAAUAAAGAGAAGGAUAACACGAUCAGUAGACUAAAAUCAAGGCUUAAAGAUCUAGAGGAAGCAUUUGAAAAAGCUUAUAAAUUAUCUGAUAAUAAAAAUGCAAGGUUAAAGGAAGAAAAUAAAAUGUUUCAAAAUCUUUUAGGAGAGUACGAGUCCCUUGGAAAAGAACAUGAAAGAGUAAAGGAUACGUUAAAUGCAACUGAAAACAAACUGCUUGAUGCAAACACCCAGAUUUCUGACUUGAAAAGGACGAUUUCAAAACUUGAAGCUCAGCUCAAGCAGGUAGAACAUGAAAAUAUGUUGAAACUUCGCCAUAUUACUGAAAGUCGUUUAAGAACCUCUUGUGCCAACAAGUUGGCAACUCCUGAUGUCAGCAGGCGAAAGUGGCUGAUACCAGGAGCAGAGUAUUCAAUCUUCACUGGCCAGCCUUUGGAAGUCCAGGAAAGCCCGAAAGACAACAGACUAGAAGAAACCUAUAUUCCUUCAGGGCACCAUUCUCCUCCCGAAAAGGACUCCUCACAAGAAGACUCUUCAACAAACACAAUUGAAAAGAAGGAAAAUGGGAUGUCAGAAGCACCAAUUAUAAAAGCCUUUAAAGAACUUGAAGAAGGAAAAGCUUUUAAAGAUUGGGGUACACAGACAGAAAAAGAAGACACAUCAGCUAAAACAACAACUCGACGUCAAACAGUUGGAUUUGUUGAAACUUCUUGUGUUGCUAACCGAUCCCCAGAGAAAGGUAAAGACCACCAGAGACCAAAACGCUACAGCUCCCCUUGUGGCCAGAGGUCAUCAUCCCUUCCUCCUUCAAACAGGAAAUCGAAUACUCCAACAAGACGAGAGAUAAUGUUGGCGCCAGUGUCUGUGACGUACAGCCCAAAACGAUCUCCAAAAGAAAACCUCUCUCCUGGAUUUAGCCAUUUGCUUAGCAAAAAUGAAAACACAGUAACAAGAUUUGAUAUACUUCUAGAUGACCUGGAAAGUGGUCCUGCCUCUGCUUUACAGCACAGUAAUCCAAGAAAAAGGCUCCAGUUUCUCUCACUAGAUGAUACAGAAGGAAGGCAGCAUUCAGGUGUCAGACAUAGCUCUUGUGCUGAAUCUGUCAAUCCUGGAAUGAAGAAGGCAACAGCAUGGGAUGAGAGGAGCGUAGCACAGAACUAUGAGCCAUUGCUGUCACCUUGUGAGGGAGACUUCAAGUACGCACCGAGGAUUAAGACUCUGGCUGAAACAGAGAGGCUUUUUGAUGAGCUGACUCAAGAAAAGCAACAGAUUGAGGCUGCAUUGAGUCGAAUUCCUUCUUCUGCUGGAAGAAUGACUUUGCAAGCAAGAUUAAAUCAGGAAGCCCUGGAAGAUCGCUUGGAAAGGAUUAACAGGGAUUUGGGAUCAAUACGCAUGACUCUGAAAAGAUUUCAUGUUUUACGUACCUCUGCAAAUCUUUGACAAUUCACUCUUGAAUUCAAAUAAGCUUUUUUUUUGCACUAAUUAUGCACUCAGUAAAUGCAGAAUUGUUUUGUAUUUUUAUAAACCCUAAAUAGUAGUUUUACAACUAUGUUACCCUUUACACACAGCAAUAUUUUGUACUUCAGCCACCUAUAUUUUAAACAUAUUUUUGUUACCGUUGAGGAAAUGUUUAUCCUGUAUUGUAAUAUUUUUAGAAAGAUUAAUUAUUUUUAAAUAACGAUAUUCAAUGUAUAAUAAGAAGAAACUAAAAGGCAGCUUGUUUUUGGAAAAUGACCGUGUUAUCUUUUUUGCACUUCGUUUUCCUCACCAUUUUAUAAAUAUCUCUGCUAUGUUGUAAAUAUAGCUAAUAGUAAAUUUUGAAUUUUCAUACAAAAGGCAACAGGAAUUACCUGUGUUAGAUAACCACUGCUAUAUGGUAAAUCCUUUUAAUUUAAGUCUUAUAACUUGGGUAUUUUUCAUUGUGACAAAGAACUGUGAGGAAUACUUUCAUUACGGCUGGCUGGCUGCAAAUUGGUAUAUGUUCUGCUAGUUUGGCCGCCUCUGGCUAUGUUUGUAAAAUGUUCCUCUAAAUUAUUUGGUGUCUCCCAACACUUCAGGGAGUAAUACUUUGAUAUCAUGAGGACCUGAGAGCGGCCAGCUUGUGUCCCAAUGAGCAGCUCAGCUCCAGCCGACACCCCAGAACGUGUAACUACCCAACGGAAGCUCCUGUUUCAAUAUGCUAGUUUGGGGUUUUGUGCCAUGCCAGUGUUCUGACCGCAGUUAUAAGCACGCGUUUCCAAAUGAAAUCCAAGCUAUUUUUGUGACCAUACAUGCAUUUUUCUUGGUGAAAAAUAUGUACUUGCUAGUUGGCAUGUUGUUGAAUUACUGUUCAACAUUGAUAUUUUAGUUUGCAUUUUAAUAUGAAAUAAAUGUUUAAUUAGAUUCUUUCCUCUAGCCCAAGAACAAUAAUAGGUUCUGGGAUAUUACAUCAGCGAUAAUGUAGGUUUUAAUCAUAUUGUGUGUUUCAAAUUCUGUCCUUGUUCAAGAUGUUUAGCCACCAAUUAUGUGAUUAUUUUGCAGUGGAAAGGCCAGAAUAGCUGUCAUAAAGGAAGCUUGUGAAGGUCUGUUUCUAAAAUUAGAGUGCUUUUGUUUUAAGAUAUUUAACGAAGAACUGUCCUACCCAUGCAUUCUUUUUAUUUUUUUUAUAUAAAGUGUUUUGUGCCUCCACUUCUGCCAUGUGGGUUGCUUUUAAUAUAAGAUUAGAAUUGGUGAGAAGUCAUGGCUGCUAAUUACUCAUUUUCCCUUUUACUCUAAAAUGUUGAAAUUGGGCCUGAAUGCUUGGAGAUGACUUGCUUGAAUUUAUUUCCUGGCCACACCAAUAGAUGCAGAAUUUUCAUGGUAUUUCAUAUUCUUAAUUAACGUUUUCCCUCAAAAGAGGGGUUGAGGGAGGGAA